Molecule: messenger RNA, 344 nt
Organism: Caenorhabditis sp. 36 PRJEB53466
Lineage: Eukaryota; Metazoa; Nematoda; Chromadorea; Rhabditida; Rhabditidae
Source: the annotation of a GenBank genome assembly
AUGUCGUCGUCGAGCACCGCCGCCGCCGCCGGAAAGAAGGAUCCGGUGAAGAAUGUGGAGAAGAAGGAGGUCGAAGAGGAGGAAUUCGAAGAGUUUCCGGUGCAGGAGUGGCCGGAGCGCGGCGAGGGAGAGGACGAGGAGGUCAACGUGUGGGAGGACAACUGGGACGACGAGACUCACGAGAGCGAGUUCUCCAAGCAGCUCAAGUACGGCCUUUUAGCAAUUUUUCGCUCAAAGUCUUUUUUGUUCCGAAAAUUCGAAUUUUUCAACUCUUUUACCUAACACCGUAAUUUUGUCAAUUUUGCAGGGAGGAACUCGCCAAGUCUGGCCACCAAAUCGCCUAA